GAAAUUAUAAACAGUUUAAUACAUGUGAAAACUCUGACUUUUAUGCCUUUUUCCUUUUAAUUCUAGUCUUUUGCAUGAAGAUGUGUCCAUAAAAAUUUAUCAUUUUAUUUUACCAAAAGUGUAAUUCCUCUCCGCUCCGGUAGGUGUCGCUGUCUGAGUGGAACAAACCGGAAACUCGGCGGAAUCUGUCGGUUAGCAACAAUUGCAUCAACAGCCGGGUGCAGAGACAGCUGUUAUCCUGAAAACACCACAAACACCGUUUAAUUCCACUUCUUGUAGAACCGAACCGACAUGCGAACCGAGCCUCGUCGAUUUGCUCGAUGAGAUUCCGUGACUAGGCGCGCGGACAGGACGCUGCCGUCCGGUUCGUAUUUACCGAAGCAAGGCGGACCGAGUUGAAUCCGGUGCUGAGUUUAAUGUCAGAGGCAUGAAUCAUCGGAGUGAGAGCGGAGAGCAUCCUGGAGCCGAGCUAACGGGCUAACCGCGGGCAAACUACAGGCUAACAAGCUAAUUACGUGCUAACGGUCAGGAUGUGGAGGCUUAUAUGAACUUUAUUAACAGCUGAACCCAGCGACAAUAACAGAGACGCAUCAUGGACUCCCUGCUGGACUUUGAGGAGUGCAUCAAAGACUCUCCGGACUUCAGACUGACUCUGGAUCAGUUCGAGGCCGACGUUUCUCUGAUGGAGACUCAACUAGACAAGGUGAUGAAGCUGUGCAGGAAGAUGGUGGAGGCGGGGCAAACGUACAACUCAGCCAACCAGCUGUUCCUGAGCGGCCUGACCGAGCUCUUCACGUACCACAAGAAGGACGCCAUCAUCACGACCUGCCUGAACCAGUUUAACCAGGGCCUGGAGGAGAUGCUCAGCUUCCACACUAUGUUGUUGGAUCAGACUCAGAGAGCCAUCAACCAGCAGCUCAGCAACCUCUGCACACAGUUCCUGCCUCAGCUGGCGGAGACCAGGAAGGAGUUUCUUCGGAUCGGUGAGGAUCUGGAGACGGCCGCGGUGAAGAACGCUCAGGUGUCUCGUCACAAAGCCGCCGACGGCGAGCAGGCGAGUCACCUGCUGCUGGCGACGCGUAAAUGCCACCAGCACUUCGCCCUGGACUACUGCCUGCAGCUCAACACCUUCAGAACGCAGCAGAAAAUCGACGUCUUAAACUCGGUGUUUUCCUUCGUCCACGCUCAGUUCACCUUCUUCCACCAAGGCUUCGACCUGCUCAGAGACCUGGAGCCCACCAUGAAGACGAUGGCGGCGCAGCUGUCGCAGCUGUCGGCCGACUGUGCAGCUAAAAGGAAAGAGCUGGAGAACAAACACCUGCUGGUGCAGCAGAGAGAUGCUUCAGGUGAGCCGAUGGUCAGCCCAAGUCCUGAGAGUGCCGACAUCAUCCAGGGUUACCUGUUCAAACGUUCCAGGAGGAAAUCCAAAACCUGGAAAAGAUGCUGGUUCACCCUCCGAGACAACCAGCUGACCUACAGGAAGUCACACAAGGAGGUGGCGGCGGUUCUGUUUGAGGACCUCCGGCUGUGCGCCGUCAAACCUCUGGAACAUGUCGACCGCCGGUUCUGCUUUGAGCUGCUCUCCGUCCAGAAGUGCUGUGCUCUGCAGGCCGACUCGGAGCAGCUGAAGCAGGCCUGGCUCAGCGCCCUGCAGGGCAGCAUCGACCUCGCCUACAGAGAGAGAACCGACCCUCAGAUCACACAGGUGAAAGAGCCGCCCCCCCUGCAGCCGGGCGGUGACGCUUCACCUCGGCCCUCCGCUCAGAGGCCGGCGGUGCUGGCCGCGGCCCUCGGGGGCCCCGGGAACCAGCAGUGCUGCGACUGUGGGGAGGAGGAGCCUCGCUGGGCCUCCGUCAAUCUGGGAGUCACCAUGUGCAUCGAAUGCUCGGGUAUCCACAGGAGCCUCGGCGUGCACGUGUCCAAGGUGCGCUCUCUCACUCUGGACUCCUGGGAGGCCGAACAGCUGAAGCUGCUGUGUGUUCUGGGAAACGAUGUCAUGAACCGGAUCUAUGAGGCGCGGUGUUCAGAGGAGGGCGGGGCCAAACCCCAAGCCGACAGCCCACGAUCAGAGAAGGAGACGUGGAUCAAAGACAAAUACGUGGAGAAGAGGUUCGUGCAGCGCAGCAGCUCACAUGGAGCUCAUAAAUCCAACGAGUCUAGGAGAAACGAGGCAGGGCUGCGUCUGUAUCGGGCUUCUGUGGCAGGAGACCUUGUUGCCAUGGCGACGGCGCUGGCCCAGGGGGCGGAGGUAAACGGGAGCAUCGGCGAGGAGGAGGGACGGACGGCGCUGAUCGGAGCCGCCGUCGGGGGGUCGCUGUCGGCCUGCGAGUUCCUGCUGCAGAAUGGCGCCAACGUCAACCACCGAGACCUGAGGGGACAGGGAGCGCUGCACGCCGCCGCCACCGCCGGACACACCGGACAGGUGUGUCUCCUGCUGAGGAGAGGAGCCAACCAGUACGCUGUGGAUGAGAGAGGUCACGACCCACUGGCCAUCGCCGUGGAAACGGCCCACGCUGACAUCGUUACGCUGCUGCGGAUGGCCCGGAUGAACGAGGAGAUGCGGGACUCGGACGGGAUCUUCGGCGCCGCAGGAGACGAUGAGACGUUUCAGGACAUCUUCAGAGACUUCAGCGACAUGGCGUCACAUGACCCGGAGAAGCUCAGCAGACGAGGUUUCAGCCGGGGAGGCAAUGAGGAGGAGGAUGAAGAGGAGGGAGGAAGAGGAGGAGGGAUUCUGAACAGUGUUGAAAAGACGUCUGAAUGAAAGAAACGAGAUGGGGUUACCAUAGUAACGGGUAGGAUGGACAGGUGUUAACUAAGAAGAGGCGAGCGGAUUGGACCAGAGGGACAGUUUGUCUUCUUGGAUUAAAGGGAUGUGUCACGCUGUUUCCUGUCCCCAGAAACACGUUCAGAUGAAGCAGCUUCCUGACAAACGGAUCCGGUUUUUCCUUCGUUCUUCCUGCUGCAGCAUCACUUCAAACCGGUUUGUACCGGUUUAAUCGUCCCAGCAUCAGUCCGCUGGUUCGCAGCGAGGCGUCCACUCCGUACAUACUAACGCACAGAUUUAACCCUUAAAACUCCAGGACUGCCUGUUUAUUUUAAUCUAAACCAGUCUGUAGCAGCUAUUAAUCCCAGUAUAAACCAGUCUGUAGCAGCUAUUAAUCCCAGUAUAAACCAGUCUGUA
Molecule: messenger RNA, 3184 nt
Organism: Melanotaenia boesemani (Boeseman's rainbowfish)
Lineage: Eukaryota; Metazoa; Chordata; Actinopteri; Atheriniformes; Melanotaeniidae
Product: BAR_ACAPs and ArfGap_ACAP domain-containing protein
Exons: 22
Coding region: 593-2764 (723 amino acids)
Cellular component (GO): cytoplasm
Molecular function (GO): GTPase activator activity; protein binding
Source: RefSeq, a predicted model, not a curated record